AUGAACCUAACGGGACUAAAUAUUUCGACCGAUUUGGUUCUAGAUGCGAAGUGGAGCUAUUCCUGGAAAAUUUUAACCUUUGCGUCAGUAUUUCUCUGCAUAUUUCUUGUGAUCGGAGUGUUAAAUGGACUUUUAUUUGUACACUAUAGGAAAAGGACAAUCAAAUUACGGGAUGUGUUUCUGUUAGUCACAUACACAGAAAUAACAAACAUUUCUUCCUUUCUUUCAAUGGCGCUUCUCCUAUUUGAACACGCAAGUCAAUACUCUGAUUUGGUACGAAGUUUCUCUUUUCCUUUUCUCAUCAAUUGUUUCUGUCUGACACAGGUGAUCAUUCUCAGACUUACUCGUCUUCAUGUUCGGCCUAUUCAGUACAACGGGAUCAAGUGUGUUCUUUUCUCAACUUGCGGUAUGCUUUUGAUAACGUCAACUCUCCAAAUCCUAAAAUCCAUGAAUUCCUUCGAUAUGGAUCUCCUAAUUAUAUCGGAUGUGUCUUUCAUGUGCUAUGCUUUAUAUCACAUGCUGUGUUUUAUUUGUGGUGCACCAAAACUUUUUAAAUACACACAGGAAUUACGGAAUGUUAAGCGCGAAAUUAGUAUGCAUACCCUUUCAAAAAGAAAUUAUUCGUCCAGAGAGCCGUCUAUGAGACGAGUUAAAGCUCCUCGACUUAGGCAUUGUGGGAACUUAGUGAAAUUGGUGAGUGACUCUGAAUCUUCCGAAUGCUUGACUGAGCAUACUAAGUCAUCGACUGUGGAAUGCAAUACUUGUAGACAUGUUUCGCCUCACAGACUAGUUUCUAAAUCACCAGCCUGUAACUUUACAAAACGUGAUAAAGUGAAACGAAAGUCAGACACGAAUUUAUUCUAUGAAUCUAAUGAGGAGAUAUUUUCUUUAAAGAUUCGAAUGGACUCUGAGGGAAAAGCCGAUCGUACGAGUGGCCAUAGGUCAAUGUCAUUUCCCCGAGAAGGGUCUGACCUUACACCUUUGACCUUAAAAAUUCCACGAUCUUGUUGUAAUUUACAUAAAUCAGAUACCUUAACUGUCAAUGAUCAUACAGCUUUUAAGAAUAACGUAAGUCCUGCUUCCUCAAACAGUUCAGGUAUUACAAGAACUAGCAGGAGAAACCUUGGCAGCGGUUACGUUGCUGACAGCGAGAUAAUAAGUGUGAACUCUGAGGGUAGUGAUAAAAGUCAGCAGCCGGAAGUGCAGUCCCCAUUUGCCACCACCUUGCCCAAUUCUCUAUCAUUCCUAAGUUUCUAUCGUGUACAGCAAGGCUGUCUGCUUCACAGACUACUGUGCAUAUGCUAUACAUUAACACUGAUACUUGGUAUAUCCUCGUUGAUCAAGAUCUGGCAUGUCUACAGCUUUUGGAGACUACAAGAAGAGAAGGACAUCCAUAAUCAGUUGACAAUACGAUGUUUUGACAGGUUGAUGGAUGUCUGCGUUGUCCUGCUGACUACGAGUGCAGUUCGACUGGUUGUUCGGCAUAGAACUAAUCGGAGACGAAAACCCGACAUGUUAAAGACAGAAUCUAACACUGUCACGUGAUCCUGCGUUUCUUCUUAGAGUAAUAAAUGUGUCUAUUCCAUGUCUUAAAUCAAUCAUUUUUGUAUUGAAUGUGAAGGUUUAAUUAUUAAUAUCCCGACUGACUAUGUCCUUGGUCUGUGAAAUAUUCAUUUGCUUGAGAUUGUAUUCUUUAUCACAUUUCUAGAAAAAUAAUAUUGAUGGUUUGUACUUGAGUUCAGAGAUGCAUCUUCAAGUUCAAUUUAUUACACUUCGCCAACAAAUAUUUUUAGAUUGACAUUUUAUGAUUUGAAUUUAUAAGUCUGAGCAGAUCUUGAAUCAAAGUAUUUGCUUCUUCGUCAAUCAAAAUUCAUACAUGUUCAAAAUUCCGAAUUUUCUUGUCAACUUGUAUUUGAUAUAUAGUUCAAUACCCUUUAUUGUUUGACAUAUCUCUUUAAUUGCCUUCAUAAUGUCCAUCUCAGGUCUUUGAUAGUGUUUUAGAUAUGAUGUCCAAAAUUAGACUUCGCAUGUUGAUACAUGUAUGAAGGUCUUGAAUGUUGUGAUCUCUCACAUUAAAUCCGAAACCUUU
Messenger RNA from Ostrea edulis (European flat oyster), 2089 nucleotides. RefSeq lists its product as uncharacterized. NCBI's taxonomy places the organism in Eukaryota, Metazoa, Mollusca, Bivalvia, Ostreida, Ostreidae. Bases 1 to 1545 code for a protein of 514 amino acids. The record is from RefSeq and is a predicted model, not a curated record. The transcript is spliced from 2 exons.